CAAAUGGAUGAAUCAUUGAGCUUAUCUUAAAGAUUGGAAAUGGACUGCAACCCCAUUAUAUUAUACAUAUAAGUUGAACAAUCCCAACACUUCUGGAGGACAUUUCAAAUAUCACUACUCACAAGAAGCGUCCACACAAAGGGAGCUUCAUAUCCACUCAAUUUCUGCUUACAAUUUACUGAGAACUUCAACGUGUGGUGUUUGGACGUGCAGUUCCUCUGAGCCACUUCUUGUCUUUGUCUCUCUCUCUCUCUCUCUUUCUCUCUGACCUCAAAACCAAAAUUUCAGUUUCCAAAGCUCAAAGCAAGACCCAAAAGUGACCAAAUCAGCCAUGGAAAAUGGGGCUGUGAACCAGCAAAUACCAGUGGACACAACUUCUGCAACAAUCACCAUAAAAGGCAUCCUGAGCUUGCUGUUGCAGAAUGUGGAUGAAAAUGAUAACAAAAGGCUGAUUUCAUUGGGGAUGGGCGACCCAACUGCCUAUUCUUGCUUCCACACAACCCAAGUGGCUCAAGAAGCUGUUGUUGAUGCAAUCCAAUCUGACAAGUUCAAUGGCUAUGCUCCUACUGUUGGCCUUCCUCAAACCAGAAGAGCAAUUGCUGAAUAUCUGUCCCGUGAUCUUCCAUACAAGCUAACAUCGGAUGAUGUUUUUGUCACAUCUGGUUGCACACAAGCUAUUGAUGUUGCAUUGGCAAUGCUUACGCGUCCUGGUGCCAAUAUCUUGCUUCCAAGGCCAGGCUUCCCUAUUUAUGAACUUUGUUCUGCUUUUCGACAUCUUGAGGUUCGACAUUUUGAUCUCCUGCAAGAGAACGCCUGGGAGGUUGAUCUUGAUGCUGUUGAAGCUCUUGCAGAUCACAACACAGUUGCAAUGGUAAUUAUAAACCCUGGGAAUCCUUGUGGGAAUGUAUACAGUUACCAACAUCUGGAAAAGAUUGCAGAAACUGCAAAAAAGCUUAGAUUUUUAGUAAUUGCUGAUGAAGUUUAUGGGCAUCUGGCUAUUGGAGGUAAACCAUUUGUGCCAAUGGGAGUCUUUGGAUCAACUGUUCCUGUUCUUACUCUUGGGUCCCUGUCAAAGAGAUGGAUAGUUCCUGGAUGGCGACUUGGUUGGUUUGUGACAAGUGAUCCGUGUGGCAUGUUUAGAAAACCCAAGGUUGUUGAGCGCAUUAAGAAAUAUUUUGAUAUUUUGGGAGGACCUGCAACCUUCAUUCAGGCAGCAGUUCCGCGCAUCAUCGAGCAAACUGAAGAGGUUUUCUUUAAGAAAACUAUCUAUUUACUGAAGCAGUCCUCAGAUAUUUGUUGCGAACGGAUAAAUGAGAUUCCUUGUAUUACCUGUCCAAACAAACCAGAAGGAUCUAUGGCUGUAAUGGUGAAACUAGACCUUUCACUACUGGAAGAUAUUACCGAUGAUAUUGAGUUUUGUUUCAAGCUGGCUAAAGAGGAAUCUGUGAUCUUUCUUCCAGGGACAGCAGUAGGGUUGAAAAAUUGGCUACGUGUUACAUUUGCUGCCGAUCCAAACUCUAUUGAAGAAGCUUUAAGGAGGACAAAAUGUUUCUAUCAAAGGCAUGCCAGAAAAUUAUAGAUACAUUCAUACAUAUAUGCCGGUAGCGAGAAAUAGCUAAUUAUAUGUAAAUCAGCUUGAAAAUUCUUGUUGCUGAUGGCAUGGUCAUUUGUAAAGAAAAUACUCUUCUUCCACUGCCUAUUUGUAAUGAAUUACUAAUAAUAGAUCAUAUGACAUACAUCGCCUUUUUUGUUGCAAA
This is a messenger RNA of Prunus persica (peach), 1757 nucleotides long. Its product is annotated as probable aminotransferase TAT2. Bases 332 to 1579 code for a protein of 415 amino acids. The record is from RefSeq and is a predicted model, not a curated record. Gene Ontology annotation, biological process: biosynthetic process; amino acid metabolic process. Gene Ontology annotation, molecular function: pyridoxal phosphate binding; transaminase activity. The transcript has 8 exons. NCBI's taxonomy places the organism in Eukaryota, Viridiplantae, Streptophyta, Magnoliopsida, Rosales, Rosaceae.